AUGAACGGCCACAAUGGCCACUCAGGACAUCAAGACAUACACAAGCGUUGCCCAUAUGCGAACGCUCAGGAUCAAGCCAAACCGAAGACGGAACAUGAAAAGCGUUUUCUUCUUAGUUUGAUCAAAUCACCUGUCGAUAUUACCAACGAACAUGCAUUCCAACCACCGGACUUCGAGAAUGGCGACCAGCGAGGUCCCUGUCCAGGUCUCAAUGCACUCGCAAACCAUGGGUAUAUUCCACGGAGUGGAGUGGUGUCGUUCGUAAAUGUGAUUGCGGCAAUCAACAAAGUAUAUGGCAUGGGCGUCGAUUUGGCCACCGUCCUUGCGAUCAUGGGCACUGUAUGGGCUGGGGAUGUGCUGUCCCUCGAUCCCAGCUUUUCUAUCGGUGGUCCUGAUACUGGCGUCAACAGCCUGCUAAACAACUUAGGCGGCAUCCUCGGUGAACCACAAGGUCUGAUUAACUCGCACAACUUCAUCGAGGCAGACUCCUCCAAUACGCGUGACGAUCUCUAUGUUACGGGCAACAGCUGGACACUGAAUAUGGACAAGUUCAUGACAUGGUAUAAUAUGUCUUCCGACGGCACUUAUGAUAUGAGUCUCAUGGCCGAACGCGCAAAGAUCCGUAUGGAUCAAACUAUCCAUACAAACCCGGAUUUUUACUAUGGACCCGUGACUGGGCUCAUUUCGCGCAACGCCGGUUACAUUUUUGCAGGUCGACUGUUCCGAAAUCACUCCGCUGAGAAUCCAGAGGGAACACUGACUAAAAGCCACCUUCGCAAUUUCUAUGGCAUUUAUGGCCCGGAACACAAUUUGACCUACCGUGAGGGAUGGGAAAGGAUUCCUGAGAACUGGUACAAGACUCCUGUAGACUACGGGCUGAUCUCACUCAAUGUGGAUAUCAUUGGCUUCAUAUCGAGAUAUCCGGAGCUUGGAAGCAUUGGAGGGAAUAUGGGUAAAGUGGAUAGCUUUGCAGGAGUUGAUCUAGGGGAUGUGACAGAUGGUGUUUUGAACCUGGCUGGCUUGCUGAAGGAUAACAAUCUACUAUGCUUCGUGACUGAGGUGCUGAAAUUUGCCAGCCCCAACGCGCUUUCUGGGAUAUACUCGACCGUGGCUAAGCCGUUGGAAUUUGUUACCAAUAUUCUCGCUGUGCCUUUGCUCAACCUCACUUGUCCGGCAUUCCAAGACCUUCAGAUGGGAGGGAAUCCGCUAUGGGAGGCUCUUCAAGAUACCUUCCCCGGAGCUUUGAAGAGCAAGCGUUCGCUUUAG
Molecule: messenger RNA, 1266 nt
Organism: Penicillium expansum
Lineage: Eukaryota; Fungi; Ascomycota; Eurotiomycetes; Eurotiales; Aspergillaceae
Product: peroxidase family protein
Exons: 7
Coding region: 1-1266 (421 amino acids)
Molecular function (GO): peroxidase activity
Source: RefSeq, a predicted model, not a curated record